This is a messenger RNA of Onychomys torridus (southern grasshopper mouse), 7634 nucleotides long. RefSeq names its product GRAM domain containing 1B (gene Gramd1b). Lineage: Eukaryota; Metazoa; Chordata; Mammalia; Rodentia; Cricetidae. Gene Ontology annotation, biological process: intracellular sterol transport. Gene Ontology annotation, molecular function: sterol binding; sterol transfer activity. The record is from RefSeq and is a predicted model, not a curated record. Bases 675 to 2774 code for a protein of 699 amino acids. The transcript has 18 exons. Gene Ontology annotation, cellular component: plasma membrane; endoplasmic reticulum membrane; endoplasmic reticulum-plasma membrane contact site.
GUGGUGGCCCGUUCUGCCUGGGUGAGAGAUGUGAGUCACAAGAGUCCUGGUCUGAUGGGGGGAUAGAAAGUACAUUGAACGGGUCAAUCCUUGGGGGCAGAUCUGGACUAAGGAUCUGGGCCAUCAUGGGCUUCUCUGGAGCUUCCGAAGAGUCACUUGUGAGUCACUCUUGAGUGUGAGUAGCUAGUGGAAAUAGACCUCUGGACCCAGCUGUGGCUCAUCCUGCUCUGCAAGAGUUCGCCUGUUCACGUGGGGCUGGCCUUCCGCAGCUCUCAGGCUGCCUUGUGUACCUGCUGUAUCUAUGCCUACGGGCCUCACCUGGACUCUUGAGUGGCUGCACCCACCAGGGAGUAUUGCCUGACCACACCCCCUCUGGGCUGCCCCCGGACUGAAGACAAGGGAAGGAUGAAGCAGAGUCCAGCUGUGAGACACUGGCCGGCCAGCCCGCUCUGAGAACCAUGCGUAUUCUAUCUUUUCAUUUGUGAGAGUUUGCACAGGGAGCACGGCUCUGAGAGAGGAAAAGACAGCAGCCAGGGUUAGAGAGACCCUCUGUGCAGAAGCCAGAGACCACCUUGUGUUCAGUCCAGGCAAGACUCACCGUUUUCAUUCCGAGGGAACCAGAGAAUCAGCAUAAGGACUGGGGGACCCUUGCCUGGGACAUUUGUUGGGGGGUGAUGGAAUCUCUGACAGAGUCUGGGGUCCUCUGGAGCCUCCUGCUGGAACUGGACAGCCAGUCUCUGCUGUGGUACUUGAAGAGACUUGCUGAUGGUGUGGAAUGCUACUGUUGGCAUGGAUCUGAGAAAAUCCCAGCCGUGUUAAGCCCCACUUACAAGCAGAGAAAUGAAGACUUCAGAAAACUCUUUAAGCAACUUCCAGACACGGAGCGCCUCAUUGUUGAUUACUCAUGUGCACUCCAAAGAGACAUUCUUCUUCAGGGCCGACUCUACCUCUCAGAAAACUGGAUCUGCUUCUACAGCAACAUCUUCCGAUGGGAAACUCUGCUGACAGUCCGUUUGAAAGAUAUCUGCUCCAUGACUAAAGAGAAAACAGCUCGCCUCAUUCCCAACGCCAUCCAAGUCUGUACUGAUUCAGAAAAGCACUUUUUUACUUCAUUUGGGGCCCGGGACAGGACAUACAUGAUGAUGUUCCGGCUCUGGCAGAAUGCGCUCCUUGAAAAGCCACUGUGUCCCAAGGAGCUCUGGCACUUCGUCCACCAGUGCUAUGGGAAUGAGCUGGGUCUCACCAGUGAUGAUGAGGACUACGUGCCCCCAGAUGAUGACUUCAAUACCAUGGGCUACUGUGAAGAGAUCCCUGUAGAAGAGAAUGAAGUGAAUGACAGCUCAUCCAAAAGCAGCAUAGAGACCAAGCCUGAUGCCAGCCCCCAGCUGCCCAAGAAGUCCAUCACCAACAGCACGCUGACCUCUACGGGAAGCAGUGAAGCCCCUGUCUCGUUUGAUGGCUUGCCGCUGGAGGAAGAGGUGAUAGAGGGUGAUGGGUCCUUGGAGAAGGAGCUUGCCAUUGACACCAUCAUAGGAGAGAAGAUUGAGAUCAUUGCGCCUGUGACCUCCCCUUCUCUGGAUUUCAAUGACAAUGAGGAUAUCCCCACCGAGCUCAGUGAUUCUUCAGAUACCCAUGAUGAAGGAGAGGUCCAGGCCUUCUAUGAGGACCUGAGUGGAAGACAGUACGUGAACGAGGUCUUCAACUUCAGUGUGGACAAACUCUAUGACCUGUUGUUCACAAACUCACCCUUCCUUCGGGACUUCAUGGAGCAGCGGCGCUUCUCUGAUAUCAUCUUCCAUCCAUGGAAAAAGGAGGAAAAUGGAAACCAGAGCCGAGUGAUCCUCUACACUAUCACCCUUACUAACCCCCUGGCUCCCAAAACCGCCACUGUCAGGGAGACACAGACCAUGUACAAAGCAAGUCAGGAGAGUGAAUGCUACGUGAUAGAUGCUGAAGUCCUUACCCACGACGUGCCCUACCAUGACUACUUCUACACCAUCAAUCGCUACACGCUCACCCGCGUGGCCCGGAACAAGAGUCGACUCAGGGUCUCCACAGAGCUCCGCUAUCGAAAACAGCCCUGGGGGUUUGUAAAAACUUUCAUCGAGAAGAACUUCUGGAGUGGACUUGAGGACUACUUCCGCCAUUUAGAGUCCGAGCUGACCAAAACAGAGAGUACCUACCUGGCUGAAAUGCAUAGACAGUCCCCUAAGGAGAAGGCCAAUAAGUCUUCAGCAGUACGGAGGAGGAAGCGUCCCCAUGCCCACCUGCGGGUACCUCACCUGGAAGAGGUCAUGAGCCCUGUCACCACGCCCACUGAUGAAGAUGUGGGCCACAGGAUCAAGCACGUGGCAGGUUCUACGCAAACGAGGCAUAUCCCCGAGGAUACUCCCAACGGUUUUCACCUACAGAGUGUGUCCAAGCUGCUGCUGGUUAUUAGCUGUGUGAUCUGUUUCAGUCUGGUGCUGUUGGUCAUCCUUAACAUGAUGCUCUUUUACAAGCUGUGGAUGCUGGAAUACACCACACAGACCCUCACUGCCUGGCAGGGUCUCAGGCUCCAGGAAAGGUUACCCCAGUCUCAGACAGAAUGGGCCCAGCUAUUAGAAUCCCAACAAAAGUACCAUGAUACCGAGCUCCAGAAGUGGAGGGAGAUCAUCAAAUCCUCAGUGAUGCUCCUUGACCAGAUGAAGGAUUCACUCAUCAACCUUCAGAACGGCAUCAGGUCCCGAGACUACACGUCGGAAAGCGACGAGAAGAGGAACCGCUAUCAUUGACAAGGCAGGACCUGGGGUGGCUGCAAGAGAGAGGCCUGUGCAAUACAUGUACAUAGACCCUAUAAAUAUAUAUAAAUAUAUAAAUAUAUAUAUAUAUAUACAGAAUAUAAAUAUAUAUUAUAUACAGAUUUUAAAAAAGAGAUAAUGCCUAUGUACCAGGGAGAAGGAGCGGGAACUCCCGCCCCCUGUGCCGGCCAGAGCAGCGUUUUCCUUCUACUGUGGAGGGACCGAGGAGGGCAGGGACCACCUCUCAGCACCAACCUCCCCUGAUCCUCCUCCUCCUCUUCCUCCUCCUCCUCCUUCUCCUCCUCCUCCUCCUUCUCCUCUUCCUCCCAUCUUCUGUUCCUCACCCCUUCCCUUGCUGGCCAUUCUUGGCCCUUAGAAGGGAAAUGUGGCUGAGCCAAAGUUAAUGCCUGUGAAGACCCCUGGGGUCUUCAAAGACGUUUCAAGAGGGCAUUGCUUAAGGUGCUUCCUUCCCUAACCCUCUUUUGAUUUGUCUCUAGAAUAAGAGAGAACCUGUUCUUCCCCCACCCAGUGCUUCCCCAGGCCUUCUCUUGGGAACAGGAAGAAUGGAGAGGGCAUGAGCCCCAUCCAAAGUCCCCCAGGAGACCAUUGGUUAGGACCACAUUGAAAGCUGGGUGGCGGAGACUGAGGAAGGCUGCAUGUAUGGGGCCUGGGCUGUGGGGCUGCCCGCUCCUGAGCUCUGGCCUUGGAAGGGAAUUCUCCUCAGCCACCCCCACACCUUCUUCUGACCUGAGUAGGUUGUGGACCCCACAAGGGCUGGGAAUUUCUAACUCUCCCAACUCCCUUUCUCUCCGGUCUUCUCCCAGGCUGGAUCUGGGGGAAGUGUCACUCUUUAGUGCCUGACGUCCUAUUGAUUCUCUGUGCCCUAAGAGCACACUGUUUCUUAGCCAGGGCGGAGCCUUUUUGACCUUGUUUAAAAAAACAAAAAACAAAAAACAGAAACCUCUUUUAGCGGUUAUGAACCAGUCAGGUCUGUGGCUCUAAUCUUUCCCUUUGAGCUGUGAGUUUGAUGUCCAGGGUAAGUCAGGGUAGCCUAGUCCCCCCACCAGGCUUUAGGAGACAGAGGACAGUCUAGAAACAUGGAUUACAGGGCUUGCUCUGAAUCCCGUAUGAGCAGUGAGCACAGUAGCCAAGCCACUCAGAGGGCUAAUGGCAUCGUUUAAGAACGAGCAUUAGCAACAGGGGCAGCUGUGUGCCACUGUGUGUGGGAAAAUGUUUGAGCCACCAGAGGGAGGAUUUGGAGCAGAUGUGUUUGUUUGGUCAGAGAGAGGCCAAGUGAAACCUGGUCCCCUGCAGAGCCACCUCAGUUCUAUGUUUCUCAGGUUUAGGAGUGGGGGUUCUCUGCAAGGUGUGUGUGUGUGUGUGUGUGUGUGUGUGUGUGUGUGUGUGUGUGUGCAAAUCUCUUCAUAGUGUCUGGCCCCAGUGAGUAUAAAGUCACCAAGAAAUAAGAGGAUGAUGCUACGUCAGGAACUUGAACCAGCCAGGGCCUUCUUAAUGUUAGCCCAUCAGGACUCAGGCUUUUAUAUGAUCUCAAGGGGCCCUUCUGGGCGGAUUUAUCAUCCUCCCUUACAGUAUCUACUGCUCUUCCAUCUAAUGACUCAAGGAAUCCUGCCAGCCCCAGGCAGAGCUCAUGGAGAUCCAUAGUAGUAAAGAAUUGCUGCCAGGUUGGCACAAAUGCUUCUCUAAGCUUGCUGUUUCUCCUGGGCUUCUCAAGGUGAGAGGAAGAAGGAACGCCAGAUCUCCCAGAGCAUCAGUACGAAAGAGGCAAGAUAGUGCUGGUUAUUUAUGCCAAGCAGAAAGUUAUUUUCUCCUCUUAGAACUGUCUGAACAUUCCAUUUGGGCAGUGAAAGGAAGGCAUUGAUGUUGCAGUGUCCUGGAGAAAUAGGUCCUGGUAUUUCUUGAAGGGCAGAAUCAGACAAUUGGAUACACACGUGCAUCAUUCUCUGAUGAAGGGGAAGGAAGGCUCAGUGCUUGGCUGGCAUUGCUAGCACUCUUCUGGGAAACCAGGGGUGAGGAAAUGGAUUUAUCUGCUCCUCUAGAGUGGACAAGGCCCAAAGACCAGUUGUUGUUCAGGGUUUUGAGAGAUUUGCUGGUGACGGUCAAAACCCAUGAGCCCUGAGACGAAGAAGAGAGAAUGGUACCAUUUGAAAUGCUAGGCAGUUUCCCCUUGGAAUAGCCAGAAGCCACAAUUGCCAGAAACUUUUUGGAAGCAAACUUGGCAAUUCUCAAACCUAUUGCAUAUGUAGCUAUUUACUUAAGUUGAAUUGUUAAAGUCCUGUGGAUCCUUUCAGAUGAUUUCAAAGAGUUCACUGGGGGUGAGGGGGCCAGUAAACUAACAGAAGUAGCCCCGACCACAGAGAGCUGCUCUCUUCUUUGGCCUGCAAUAUCAUUUAGGAGGAGAACACCUAAUUUGUCAUCAAGAGCCUCCUGCUUUCUGAUGAGCCCAGAUGCUAUGUAUACGGAAGGAAUAGCCCCCAAGACCUACAGCUUUCCUUUGAGUUACUUUCAUCUUAGCAUUAGCUCGGGCAUUAGCUUUUAAACCAGGAAGAAACUAACAACUUGGUUUAUUCUCAAACAAAGUCCCCUCCCCACCCUCAAUCAAUACUUUGUCAAAGAGAAGGGAACUCACCCUUGCAACAAAAACAGGUACCCUGGCCAAUAGCCUGGUAAGUGGCUGUCUGUUUGCAGGAGGUCAUGGCCUUGGGUGACUUCAUCCAGCUGGCAGGUUUUUGUCUAUUUAUUUAUCGUAGAUACAUAGUGAUCUUUCUGUACAGAUUUGUUUGAUUUCAAGUAGUUUCACUGGACUAAGAGAGGAGCGAUCUGGAUUUGAGUUCUGAGUGUGUCGUUGAAAAGUUGUGUGGCCUUGCUUGGUUAAAUCCCCAUCACUGAGCUUCAGGAUCCACUUGCAGCAGGAGAAGUUCAGUAAAUUACCUCUAAUGUGGGUUCUAGGUUUGAUCUUGACUCAGAGAUUAGGCCAGAGACUAGUGAGAUUUGGACUUGCCAAUUUUGGAAGGCGUUUUUUGCCAGAACAGACAAGCUUUGUUAUUGGCUAGGAGGUCUUGGGGACCCCAGGGACAGGGCUAGCCUUGCUCAGCGUUAACCCAGGAGAAUGUUCCUUCCUCCUUUGGCCCAGUUUUUUGUUUGGAAUUGGUUUGUGCUUAAAGGAGGAUCGCAGCAAGAAGGGUAUCAUUUUUGGACUGAGUCCAUCUUCCACCUCCAGGCACUGUGAAUCCUUCCGACUGUCCAUACUCUUUCCUCACGGAGGGAGGACACAAUGGGAAGAAGCCAUUCCCAGUUUCUAGAACUUCUGUUUUGCUCAGCCAAAACCCUGUUGUGGUUUGGAUCAAUUAGGAGACUUUGGCUAAAAUCCUCGGCUUGCCCUAGGGCACUGGACUGGCGUCAAGGAGUGGGGAGCACCAGGGAAACCUCACGAGGAAUUUGCCACAUGUGGAUUCUCUACUUGUCCAUAGCCCCUCACUUACGCUGGGACUGGCCUGUUGUCAUAGACAGCAUCUGUAGGAUGGGGUGUUGGGGAAACGACUGGCUAGGGGAAGGCUCUUUCUGGAUUAUUCGUGCUCCCAGAAGGGUCCUUUCUGUGCCAUACCAUCCCACUUCCUUAGCUCUGCAGGGCAGCCAAAGCCAGCCCUUCUCAGUAGGGAGGGCCUAGGAGAAAUAGCACUCUUCUCUCUUCCUCCCAGGUGGCAGGGCUGUGGUGGCCCUUCCUACACACCUGGACUCUGCCUGCCCUCGCCAGGACUCUCUCCCUCACCCCAACCCACCCCUGUCUCUAAGCUAGGGGGGCAAUCAUUCCCGUUUUCCCUUGGCCAUUCUCAAUCCUCGUCCCUCCAACCCCCGCUCCCAGUCCAGCAGGCUGACCCCACUCCUUUCCAUCUCCAAGUCUUCUUCCAGAAGAUGCAUUUGGGUCUCAGAGGAGUGUUUUCUGGAAGGCCAUCUUUCAACAUCCCUGCAUUCCUGAUAUGAAUCAGGAAUUUGUACUUGGUGUAGAGAGCUUCCUCUCCCACCUCUCUGCCCAGCCUCGUUACCUCACUCCUGCUCCAGCCGUUGUGAUGGGCUCAGCCAGCUUCCUGUUCUGAUGUGCCGUGCAACAGCUCAGGGGUCUUGUGACUUGGAGGUCCUCAGCAGGCCUGGGAGCCUGGAUUGGAGCCUUGGCUGUCGGUGAGAAGCACUUACCUGCCAAGAUUUGCUGAUGCCAGACGAUCUCCCCAGCAUGUGAAUGCUUAAUGGACACUGUCAUCUCUGCCCUUUGGUUCUCCUUGCUUCUCUCAAUACAAUAAGACACCUCAGAAGCAAAAUAGCGGCCCUUGCUCCAGGCAGGACACCAGGCUGUCUGGGGAGUUGGCCCUGGGCUUCUGUGUUGUGUGCAAAGACUGCACAGUACAACAGUCACUUUUGCCAACAAGAAUGUGUGGCGCCCCACAUCCCCUUACCUUGCACUCUAGGGCCAGACCACUCUCUGCAUGGACCAGACCAUCUUCCCAAACCCAUGGUGCUUCCCCCCCCCCACUCAACCUAGACUCUGAGGUGGGGAGGGAUGGAUCAGAGGCCAUAGUGGCCCCAUAGAUAAUCCUGACAUGGGGUGGAGUAGGGUGAGGCAGAGAGGGAGCAGCACCCAACACCUGCACUGGGCCACAAGUGGGAAAGAACACAGGUUGGUUGCAGUCGAGUUGUCUGGCCGUCUGUAUUCGGAUCUAUAACUGUACUUUGCCUGGCGCUGUGCGCAAGGUCUGAAAACGUACUGCUAGUCCCUAGAAACAUGCAAGGCUACCCAGCCAAAUCUUAAUGUAAAGUACUAGAGCCAUGGAAGUCCAGUAGGAA